AUGGCCUCUUACAUGGACUUGAUUCAAGGCCUCCAGGAGGAACUCAUCUGCCCCAUCUGCAGGGAGUACUUUACAAACCCUGUGUCCAUUGGGUGUGGCCACAGUUUUUGUCAAAGCUGCCUUCUCAGGAGCUGUCAGGAAGCUUUUCCUCUUUUCUACUGUUCAGAGUGCAGGAGUGUCUCCCAGGUGAGGGAUUUCCAAAUCAAUGUGUGUCUUGAGAAACUGGCAACCAUUGCCAAAAACCUAAGACCUCACUCCUUGCAGAACCCUGAGGGACAUGGCAAAUAUGAAGUACAUCAGGAAGUCCGGAAGCUGUUCUGUAGGGCUGACCAUAGCCCAAUCUGUGUGUCCUGCUCUCAGUCCCACCAGCAUGAGGCUAACAUACUCUGUUGUAUUCAUGAGGCUGCUGAGGACUUCAGGGGGAAACUCCAAGAAACUGUGAAUGAUUUGUGGAGGAAAACUGAGAAAGUUGUCCAAAAGAUGGCUAAUGAGAAGUGCAAGAAACCCGAUGUGGAUUUGCUCCAGAAUGUGACCGGAGUAUUAAAAAGGAAUGAAUCUGUACUUCAUGAGAAAAUAGAAAAUUUCAGCAUAAAGAGGAUUGUUUAUCCCCUCCCUGGAAUCAUGGAAGCAAUUUCCAAUUUCAAAGUAGACAUCACUCUGGAUCAUAACACAUCCAGUCCAGGACUCAUCAUAUCUGAAGAUUUGAAGAGUGUGAGGUAUGGAGGAAUAGAAGACAAUGCGUCCAACAACAGUGGGAGAUUUAGAGAUUUGGUCCUUGUCCUUGGUACUCAGUCCAUUUCAAAGAGAUGCUAUUGGGAGGUAGAGGUGCCAGGCUGUAGUGACUGGUGUGUUGGUGUCUGUGAAAUAUCACCCCAGCUGGAAAGCUACUUUGCACUUAUGGCUCAAUCUGUGAACAAUCGCUGCUAUCUUUAUGCCGUAGCUAAGAACCGUCCUCAUCGGAAAAUCCAUGUCAGAUACCUCCAGAUCAGCAAAUUAAACUUAAAGUUGGGGAUUUUCCUUGACUAUGAUCAUGGGGAGAUAUCAUUUUAUCAUGUGAGAGAAAAAUAUCUCAUUUAUACUUUCCCUAAUGCUUCAUUCUCAGGACCUCUGAGGCCCUUAUUCUCUCUUUCUAAGAAAGUUCUGCUGAAUGAUUGCCCUCUAAGAAUUUGCCCCUAA
Molecule: messenger RNA, 1176 nt
Organism: Trichosurus vulpecula (common brushtail)
Lineage: Eukaryota; Metazoa; Chordata; Mammalia; Diprotodontia; Phalangeridae
Product: E3 ubiquitin-protein ligase TRIM11-like
Exons: 2
Coding region: 1-1176 (391 amino acids)
Molecular function (GO): protein binding
Source: RefSeq, a predicted model, not a curated record